Messenger RNA from Metschnikowia bicuspidata var. bicuspidata NRRL YB-4993, 1152 nucleotides. RefSeq lists its product as uncharacterized. The transcript has a single exon. Lineage: Eukaryota; Fungi; Ascomycota; Pichiomycetes; Serinales; Metschnikowiaceae. The record is from RefSeq and is a predicted model, not a curated record. Bases 302 to 1018 code for a protein of 238 amino acids.
UUGGAGCAAGGCCAAAAAUCCACUCUUUGUCCAUCAGCACAGUCGUCCCCGGUCAUAUUGGCUACAAGCAGUUAACUCCGUUUAGGCACUUGCAAGUUCGGUCGGCUCGGCUGGAUCCUGGGCCGACUUUACGCUAUGUGCAGGUCGCGGGCAUCCGUGCCUCCGGGUAUCGGCUGGCUCAAGGCCAUAGUAGCCGUACCCACGGAAACGGCCCCGGAACCAAACCCGCCAGAUUAGGUCUCCUGACGCUUUUGAGCCUCUUAUUCUCAAGGCUGCAAAUCUGUCAAAAAAAUCAGGAAAGAUGUUUCGUGCUGCCUUCAAAACCGCGCUUGUGUUGUUUCUAGCUUCCUCAUACAAGACGCUUCCUCUAGCGUGGUGCAUCCGUUUCUAUCUGUACAUUUUCAAGCAUCUUGUCUUGAAGAAAGCACAAUACAUCCGCACAAAGAAGAAUACGUAUGGAUUCGGCGAGCGGAAACUCGAUGUGUUCCGUGGCGUGGAAUACCACACCUACGCGUCGCCAUUGGAAAUCGACCUGUACUUGCAUAAAUCGAACUCCACGUACUUGGCCGACUUGGACAUUGCCAGAACCCAUUUUGUAUGCCAGGUGUUUCAGACGCUUUUCCUAAAGUACUGGCAAAACGAGACGGGCGAGUUCCGCGGCAAGUCGCUCCAGAACUGUCCGUACGUGCCGAUCGGCACGAUCCAAUGUGCCUUCAAAAGAGAAAUCAAGAUGUUUCAACGGUACCUGAUAGUGUCCAGCGUAUUUGCUUGGGACCACAAAUGGCUCUACGUGCUUCUGAAAUUCCAGUUCUCGGACGGCAAGCUUGCAGCCGUGGCAAUCACAAAGUACGUGUUUAAAAAGAAGGGCCGGAUCACCAUGAAGCCGCGUGACUUCUUGGCCGAGUCCGGCCUUUAUAACAGCGACGUGGAGCUGAUCAAUGCCGAAAACUACAAGUUGGUCUCCUCACUCGAGACUUCCGAAGGCUUGGAGAAAUGGGCCGCCACCAUGGAAAUAUAGACAACUCAGACAUGUAAACACAGGCAAAUGGUCAUGUCCAUUGGUAUACAUAAUUAUAAUUUAUUGCUAGCAUACAAAAAUAUUUGUGGUCACGCGUAUCUCCGACCUUGAACCCACUCAUGCCAACUGGAAUC